Rotaria sp. Silwood2 is the source of this 282-nucleotide messenger RNA. Lineage: Eukaryota; Metazoa; Rotifera; Eurotatoria; Philodinida; Philodinidae. The record is from the annotation of a GenBank genome assembly.
AUGGCACUAACACGUGGAGCACGUAAAUUCGAAACAGUUGCUGCAUCAUCAUUAGCAAUUGACAAUCAACUAUUAGCUAAUAUAGAUGAAUCAAUAAAUUUUAAUGAUGAUGAAAGUCAAACAGAAGAUGAUCAAGAUUCAAAUCGACCGACAUUUGAUCCAUUUGCAACAAAACAAUUUCAAUCAAAAAGACGACGUGGAUUUUCAUUUUCAAAAUUUCAUUCACGAAUUAAACAAGAAGCUGAGAUAGAUGAAUCAAUUGGAGAUUAUCUUAAAGCUUGA